AUGGACCCGUUCAACGAAGUAAAAGAAGACGCUUGGAACACAGUCGCGUCACUUGAGAGCUUGUUGCGCCUGUCGGCGGCUGUCGGUGGUCCACCGCCUCCAGACACUAUUCUCGAUUUCAACAAUAACUACCAAGAGCUUCAGGAGAUCUACGACGACUUGAAACAGGCCAUUGCUAUUAGUGAGAGUCUGCCGGAAAAGUACCAAUUGAGUAGCGCCGAUAUAGCGGCUAGAAAGGCUGUUCUCGGUGAUCUACAGAACAAUAUAGCAGACAUUAAGUCCCAAUGGGAUUCGAUAAUAUCCCGGAAUGGAUCCAGUACGCCUCCAGCUGGAUCGAGAAAGCAACGAGAAGUUACGACCAUGUCAAAUAGAAUCAGCCAAGAUGAUGAAAGUAGUUCGAAUCCCGAGAAUCCCUUUAAUGACCAAUUCAACCAGUUCCAGCAGCAGGAGUUGAUUCAAGAACAAGAUGUUCAAUUAGACAGCAUUCAUGAAACAAUGAAAAACCUCAACAUGCAAGCACAGCUAAUGGGCUCGGAGUUGGAAGAGCAGGGUUUUAUGUUGGACGAGUUAGACAACGACCUAGACAAUGUAGAUAACAAGUUGAGGCGAGGACUCAACAGAGUCAAUUUGUUUAUUGAGAAAAACAGAGAAAGAGGAAGCGAUUGGUGUAUAGGGAUUUUGGCUGUAGUAUUGUUUAUUCUCUUGAUCUUGGUCAUAGCGAUCUAG
Scheffersomyces stipitis CBS 6054 is the source of this 726-nucleotide messenger RNA. RefSeq lists its product as uncharacterized. Lineage: Eukaryota; Fungi; Ascomycota; Pichiomycetes; Serinales; Debaryomycetaceae. The transcript has a single exon. The coding region runs from base 1 to 726 and encodes 241 amino acids. Gene Ontology annotation, molecular function: SNARE binding; SNAP receptor activity. The record is from RefSeq and is a predicted model, not a curated record. Gene Ontology annotation, cellular component: membrane; endomembrane system; SNARE complex. Gene Ontology annotation, biological process: Golgi to vacuole transport; intracellular protein transport; vesicle fusion.